AUGGGCCUCUUUGGCAAAUCCCAGGACCGAAACCCAAAAGAUAUGGUCCAGGAAUGGUCGUCGAAGCUACGCAAAGAAUCGUUCGCACUCGACCGGCAGAUACGUUCCAUCCAGCGUGAGGAGGACAAAAUUAAGCGCUCGCUCAAAGAGGCGGCGAAAAAGAACGACAAAGAGGUGUGCACGAUACUGGCGAAAGAGCUCAUCCGAUCGAGGAAAGCGAUCAACAAAAUCUACACCAGCAAGGCACACAUCAACUCGGUGCAGCUACAGAUGAAGAACCAGAUGGCCACAGUGCGGGUGGCGGGCUCGCUGGCCAAAUCGACCGAGGUGAUGCAGGCGAUGCAGGCGCUCGUGAAGCUACCGGAGGUGGCCGCCUCGAUGCGCGAAAUGUCGAAGGAGAUGAUGAAGGCCGGCAUCAUCGAGGAGAUGAUCGACGAAACGAUGGAAUCGCUCGAGGACGUGGAAGAGAUGGAGGAGGAAGCGCAAAAGGAGAUCGACCAUGUGCUGUGGGAGAUAACGGCUGGCAAGCUGGGCGAAGCACCGGCCACACCGCUCGCCAACCCAACGAAGGACGAACCGUCGACGUCACGGGCCGAAGAGGAGGAGGAUGAAGAGGACGAUAUGAAGGAGAUGCAGAGCCGAUUGCAGGCACUGAGGUCGUGA
Anopheles marshallii is the source of this 663-nucleotide messenger RNA. It is a transcript of the gene Vps24, whose product is annotated as charged multivesicular body protein 3. The record is from RefSeq and is a predicted model, not a curated record. The transcript has 2 exons. Bases 1 to 663 code for a protein of 220 amino acids. Gene Ontology annotation, biological process: late endosome to vacuole transport; endosome transport via multivesicular body sorting pathway; protein transport. Gene Ontology annotation, cellular component: ESCRT III complex; multivesicular body. Lineage: Eukaryota; Metazoa; Arthropoda; Insecta; Diptera; Culicidae.